AUGGUUGAAGCCGAGAGAGGUCGUAUAGAGACGCCCACUCAUAGAACGGCAUUAUCAAUUGUUAACCCCGUCAAUAUCCAUGUCGACAGGCUCUCUGUCCAUGUCAACAGCAUUACUGGCGGAUGGUUAGCCCCCAUGAGAUUUCUCAAACAGAAGCUGGGAGGCACCCAGACUGGGAUGCAGAAUCAAAUCUUACAUGACGUCUCGGUUACAUUCCCAAGCGGAAGUGGCAAGACAACCUUGCUUAAUAUCCUCUGCAACCAACGAUCUGCUCGAGGAACCACCAUCACGGGCGAUAUAUUCUCUACGUGCUCUGGUGAUAUACACUCAAUUCGAUCCGCAUAUCUCCGACAGAAUGAUUUUCUUAUCCCAUCUCUGACCGUGCGAGAAACCUUACAAACUGCAGCCGACCUUCGCAUGCCGUCUGGCGAUGCGGCAUAUCGCUCUCAUGUAGUGGAUCAACUUAUCUCUGGUCUUGGUCUAAUGGCCUGUGCGGAUACACGAAUCGGAGAAGGAACAGGGGCCGGAUGCAGUGGUGGUGAAAGGAGAAGGACGAGCCUCGGCGUUCAGAUCUUAGCGAAUCCCUCUUGUCUGUUCUGCGACGAGCCCACAACCGGCUUAGAUGCAGCCAAUGCUUAUCACAUCGUUCAGUUGUUGAAAGAUCUGGCAGGAGAAGGCCGCACCGUAGUUGUUGCGAUUCACACACCGCGCCCAGAAAUAUGGGAGCUCUUCGAUCAUGUCCUGCUACUCUCUCAGGGCCAUGUCCUGUACAAUGGCCCGAGUUCUUCCGUUCGCGGCUAUUUUCAGCAAUGUGGCCACUCCAUACCCGAAUGGAAAAACCCAGCUGAGGUUUUGAUUGACCUCGUAUCCGUGGAAGCUGAAGCAGACGCCGUAUCGAUGGUGUCAGUAGCAAGGAUUAACAAUCUGAAAGAGCGGUGGAAAGCGGCACAGUGUACUAUAGUCGAUAGCUGCCGAGUUUACCCGUGCAGUAGCUCAGUCGUCCGACAUGCUUCAUCUACUUCCCGCAAUCCACUCGUGUCGCUUUCCCGUCAGCUGGAUGUGCUUACGCGGCGCACUAUACGGACAACAUUAAGGGGCCCUAUGAGCUUAUUUGGUAGCUUGUCGAUCACAAUUGUACUGGGAAUAGUGACUGGUGCGGCCUUCUAUCAAGUUGACAGCAGUGCACAAGGACUUUGGUCUCGACAGGGAGCUCUUUUCUCAUUGCUGAAUAUUUACGGGUACCCACUGUUAGUCUAUGAGAUUUUUCGGCUUUCAUAUGAGAUCCGAAUGUUUGAUCGAGAGCGAGAGGACGGGGUCAUUAGUGUUGCAGCCUUUUUGAUAAGCCGCAGGCUUGCGCGACUUGCUCUCGAGGAUAUCCCAGGUCCUGCCAUAUCUUUUGUAGUAUUCUAUUUUCUUGUUGGCCUCUGGGGCACUGCUGCAGAGCCUUUCCUUUUCUUGCUGGUACUGGUUCUAGCCACCUAUAUUUCUCUCACUGCCGCAGUCCUUGCGAUUGCAAUCUCCCGUGAUUUCGCAAUAGCCGGUCUCAUCGGAAAUUUGCUUUACACGCUGCAAAGCUUGUCCAGGGGUUAUCUAGUACAUGUUGACCAAAUUUCGCUCUGGGUGCGAUGGUCAAAAUGGAUAGCGCAUAAUUUCUAUCUUUACAGCGCGCUAUGUGCAAUUGAAUUUGUUGGUCCGGAACAGACGCCACGUGGGCAUCUAUAUAGCUGUUCAACUAUCGCCAAUUCUUCGACCGGCGGCUGUACAGAGUCUUACGGCAAAGAUAUCAUGACGAGCCUAGGAUUUCCUCGCGAGUGGAUCUGGCAACCUAUUGUGGCCUCUUUCGGCUUUCUUAUCUUCUACACUAUGGUGGCUGCUCUGUUGCUUCAGCGCCCUCAAAUGGGAGCUAUCAUGACUCCGGAUCCCCAACUGAGCCGUAGCUCUGACAUUAUUCGAAAUAUAGAGCUUCAACCUCUAACCUCAACGCCAUGGAACCCAGGUGUGGAUAUCCGAUUAAACAAAUUUGCCCUAAGUCUGACUAGGCGAAAUUUGAAACCCUUGGGGAGUCGCGGUCAUGAACGGCCAAUACUCAAACCAAUCAACACCACAUUCAAACAAGGUGAACUUAGUGUCAUUAUGGGGCCUUCUGGGAGCGGGAAGACCACCCUAAUCCACGCUAUCACAGCGCGCCUACCACAGAGGUAUCGAAGACAAGGCCAAAUUCUCUACAAUAGCGAUUAUCUACCGCCUUCCACGAUCAGAACUAUGUGCUCCUACGUAUCCCAGUCUGACCACUUGCAAUCUUUUCUGACUGUCCGAGAAACCUUACUCUUUGCUGCAGGGCUGAGACUCCCUGGAUGGAUGACAAAAGAGCAAAGAUACUCCAAAGUUGACUCCAUUAUCCAUAAAAUGGGUUUGACUUCCUGUGCGGGGACUAUAGUUGGAGAUGAUAAGCAAAAGGGUAUUAGUGGUGGUGAGCAGAGACGGGUUUCAAUAGGUAUUCAGCUCCUGACUGACCCAAGGGUUUUGAUAUUGGAUGAACCGACAUCAGGUCUCGACGCAUACACAGCCGGGUGUAUCUUGAAGAAGCUAAAGGAUCUGUCUGAGGAGGGUCGGACUGUCGUCUGCAGCCUCCUCCAAAGCAUUAUCAUAUACCCAGGAGAGCGCGAUACCUUUAAGUCUGAGCGCAAGGACGGCUGUAUGACCGCAAUAUGCUUUCUCGUGCAGUAUACGUGUCUAGAGCUACCUACAGAGGUCUUCACAGCCUUGAUCUCUGGUGCGAUAUUUACCUUCGGCCCGCCAAUUCAAGGCACCUUGACCAUGUUUUUCAUUUUAUCGUUCAACAUAUUCGCAAUUAUCAACUGCGGUAUCAGCACUACCUUGGCUCCGAUAAUGUUAUACAUCAACUGGGUAUUUGCGGGCCUUCUUAGUACAUCUUUACCACGGGUGUUCCAAGUUGUGGCUUACAUUCUCCCCUCGAAAUAUGUUAUGGCUAAUAUCUUGCCAUACGCGAUGCAUGGUCUGGAAUUUACCUGCAGUGAAGAACAACAACCAGGCAAACAAUGCACCAUCGAGAAGGGUAAGGAUGUCUUGGACUUCUAUAAUUUCGAUAAGAACCCUGGUUUGAAUCUUAUGGGCCUUGCGGUGUGUGUGAUUGUAUAUCGUGCUGUUGCGCUACGCUACGCAAUGAAUUUCUGCUCUCGAGACCCAAUUGAGUUGCCGCCGCUUUAUGAGGGUGCUCACUGCACACUCAUUCAGUGUCCAUUUCAAGGAGCUUUACAUUCCUCCCUUCCCCUCGAAGAUUCCGUCGAACUAGGCGGGCAAGUGGCCCAGACAACUGCCUCCGCCCAUGAAUGA
Messenger RNA from Aspergillus bombycis, 3354 nucleotides. RefSeq names its product ATP-binding cassette transporter. NCBI's taxonomy places the organism in Eukaryota, Fungi, Ascomycota, Eurotiomycetes, Eurotiales, Aspergillaceae. The record is from RefSeq and is a predicted model, not a curated record. Bases 1 to 3354 code for a protein of 1117 amino acids. Gene Ontology annotation, cellular component: membrane. Gene Ontology annotation, molecular function: ATP binding; ATP hydrolysis activity; ABC-type transporter activity. The transcript is spliced from 4 exons.